CUGCUUCAGUCCCAGUUUCUUCAUCCCCCACCUCUCUUCAUUCUCCUAUUUCGCUCAAAAUCAAAACCAAACAGAACCACCAAAAACCUCAAAUCUCAGCCGUCGAUCCCUCUCGCAUUCUCCGAUUACCCGCCGGAAUCACUCAACUGAGCAAUGAUACUAUCCUUUAUCCUGUUAUUCAUUCACUUCACCUUUGAACCCCUUCUCGGAUAAUGGAACUCGCCGAUUCCAGCGACGAACACCCACAACUCAACAACCUUCCCAACCCCACUGAUUCCACCACCCGUUCCGGCACUGGCAUAGGCAUCGAUCUCAACGAGAUCCCUUCUCCUUCUUCUUUCUCCGAGACUAUAUCUGAUACAUUCGACGUUGUCCGCUCCUUCCAUGACAACCCUCCGCCCUCCGAUGGAGACGCAGCCCAUGUACCACGCGGGGUUCGGGGCUCCGUGUGUGGUUUGUGUGGUCUGCUGGAAGUGCGCGGCCAUGUGGUGGUGUGUGACGGAUGCGAGCGGGGGUUUCACCUGGCCUGCACCGGAAUGCGGAGUGCUCAUGCGUUGAAUUUCGAGGAUUGGGUCUGUGGGGACUGUUUCAGCAGCGGCGUGAAAAGUAAGCGGUGGCCGCUUGGGGUUAAGUCGAAGCAGCUGUUGGAUAUUAACGCUUCGCCUCCUAGUGAUGGUGAUGUGUAUGCCGAGGAUGGUGAUGAAUUGCCGGGUUUCAGAAAACACACUGCAGUAGAUAAUUCUUUUCGUGGUACUCCCUUUAGCUCAUCUCCGAAAUAUAGAACACUGUUACAUUCAGGGAAUGGAUAUGGCCUUCAAAGAGCGUCGGAUAUUGUGAAAAACAAAGUGAAGAUGGGUUUAGAAGACAUAUUGCAGCAGACACAGGUUGUGGGAAGAAGCUUGGAUGUAGAUUUGGGCUGUCCUAUAGGGAGUUGUAAAAGUAGUAGGGGCACAUCAGUUAAAUUGUCAUCUCAAAAUACUAGUGAAGUCUUUUUGCAGGCGCUUAGAGAGUUUAUUUCUGAGAGGCAUGGUGUGUUGGAGGAAGGAUGGUGUGUAGAGAUUAAACAAUCAGUUGACAGCGAACUUUAUGCUAUUUACCAUGCACCUGACGGAAAGACUUUUGGUUCAGUCUAUGAAGUUGCUUGUCAUCUUGGGUUGAUGUCUUCUAUGCAACCCAAAGCAAGAAGACAAGGGUCAUCACAUUUUUCUGGAAAGUCUUAUAUACCAAAAAGAAGGAAGCCAACCAAGUCUCUGGUUGCCAAUGGUUUUACUGAUAACAAUGGGAGUUUGAUUAAUGAUCGAUGUAAGGGACUCUUGUGUGACCGUCAAAGCCCAUCUGUUGUUACAGUUGUAAAUCUUGAAAAUUCUGAGGAAGCUGUGGCAGAAGAGAAUGGAGGUUCCAUUUCAUCAAAAUGUUAUGAAGGAUUUCCACUUCAGUUUGAAGACUUCUUUGUUCUUUCCUUGGGAGAAAUUGAUGCACGACCUGCAUAUCAUGAUGUUACCCGGGUUUGUCCAAUAGGUUAUAGAUCUUGUUGGCAUGACAAGGUUACUGGUUCUCUUUUCAUAAGUGAAGUGCUAGAUGGCGGUGAUUCUGGACCCCUCUUUAGGGUUAGGAGGUGUCCAUGCUCUGCUUUUCCAAUUCCAGUAGGGUCAACUGUCCUCUCUAGGGGAAAAAGUGAGAUUUUUUCUGUUGAACAAGACAAAGAAUAUGGUUUGAUUAAUAGUGGUGGUGAUGAGAACUUACAGAUGAUUCUCUCAGACCUUUGUCCACCAAAUGAAAAUGAUAUUUUGUCUUGUCUUGGUACUUGUUCUGAUCGACCUUUUAAUGUAAGAAUGCGAAAUGAAUUGCAUCAUGAAGCAAGUUCCAUUGCAGAGUCUGAAAACCUCUCAGAUUAUCUGUAUGUGAGGGAUGAAAUUGGUGAGAUUUCAGUUGAAGAUACUUCAUCAUCAACAGCAUGGAAAAGGAUGUCACAUGAUUUGAUCAAAGCAUGUUCUAAAUUAUGCAAUCAGAAAAGCACUUUUAGAUUCUACUGUAAUCAUUUUGGUAACGAACAGGGUUUUCUAGGCCAGUGUAGAAUUGGAGACAAUAGUGAACUGAACUCUAGAUUAGCAAAAUUUUGUGGCUUUCCAAAUUCUGCCUUCAUCCGAUCUGAGGUUGAAGUCGAAAACAAGCGACGCAGUUUGCCUGAUGAACUUGAAAAGUGGCUGGAGCAGGAUAGAUUUGGGUUAGACGUUGAAUUUGUGCAAGAAAUACUUGAAAAAGUUCCACGGAUUCAAUCCUGUUCAAGAUAUCGGUUUGUAAAUAAGAGAAUACACAGUGCAACUUUGCCAACAGUUGAAAAUGGAGUCUUAGAGGUUCAGAAAUUUGAUGGAGAAGAAUGUAAAGAAGAUGAGCCACUGUAUUUUUUAUUUAAAAGAUUGAAAAAAUCCAAGUUUGCUGGUGAUGGCGAUGCCAAUGACAAGAAUCCCCCUCCUGGGAAGCUUUUGUGCUUGCAUAUUCCUCCUGAGCUUGCUGUUGAUGCUUACCAGGUUUGGGAUUUCUUAUCUCGUUUUCAUGAAAACUUGGGUCUUAAAGAGGCCUUAUCUCUUGAGGAACUUGAGGAAGAUCUUCUCAACCUGCCGGGUGGUGGGGCUAAUACUCUCCAAAAGUCUGAAAGUGAAUUUAAGAAAGACCAGCUGUUAAAUUCUCUUAACACCGAGUUCUCAAAUGACCGAGUAUCUUCAAAAUUUAAUGCUAAUGGAGAUCCACAUGCAUUUAUACAAAUGGAAACAAGGGUGAUGAAGGAAGGUAAUCUAGCUUCCUCAACAAACAGCAGAUGCAUGGGUGCAGCUUUUACAAAAGCUCACACUUCUCUGUUAAGAGUGCUAAUCACUGAGCUUCAGUCCAAGGUAGCUGCUCUUGUGGAUCCAAAUUUUGAUUCUGGAGAGUCAAAACCAAAGCGAGGAAGGAAAAAGGAUGCAGAUAGUGCAACUUCUAUUAGGAAAAUGAAGCUGAAUUUGCUCCCUCUCAAUGAACUAACAUGGCCAGAAUUAGCUCACAGGUACAUCUUGGCUGUCUUAUCCAUGGAUGGAAAUCUUGAGUCAGCCGAAGUAACUGCUCGAGAAAGUGGAAGAGUCUUUCGAUGCCUUCAAGGUGAUGGUGGUGUGCUUUGUGGCUCUCUCACUGGAGUGGCUGGGAUGGAGGCAGAUGCAUUUCUGCUUGCAGAGGCUACAAAGCAAAUCUUUGGAUCAUUGAAUAGAGAAAAGCAUGUUAUUACAAUAGAAGAAGAAGUCUCUGACCCAACUGGUGGUUGGGAGAGGGUGCUGGUUACUGAUGGUAAUAUGCCAGAGUGGGCACGAGUGCUAGAACCUGUUAGAAAGUUGCCUACAAAUGUAGGAACUAGAAUUAGAAAGUGUGUUUAUGAAGCUUUGGAGAGGAAUCCACCGGAUUGGGCAAAAAGGAUAUUGGAACGUUCAAUUAGCAAGGAAGUUUACAAGGGCAACGCAUCAGGACCUACAAAGAAAGCUGUUCUUUCAUUACUAGCCGACAUAUGUGGUGCUGGCUUGCCUCAGAGAGUUGAAAAACGAAGAAAGAGGAAAACUACUAUUUCUAUAUCAGAUAUUGUCAUGAAGCAAUGCCGCAUUGUAUUACGUCGCGCUGCUGCUGCAGAUGAUGCAAAAGUCUUCUGUAACUUGCUUGGCAGGAAAUUGAUUGCUUCAAGUGAUAAUGAUGAUGAAGGACUUCUUGGUUCACCAGCCAUGGUUUCUCGGCCAUUGGACUUCCGGACUAUUGAUUUGAGAUUAGCUGCUGGGUCUUAUGCUGGAUCACUUGAAGCAUUUCUCGAGGAUGUUCAGGAGCUCUGGAAUAACUUACGCUAUGCUUAUGGUGAUCAGCCUGAUUUGGUUGAAUUAGUUGAGACAUUAUCCAGGAAUUUCGAGAGACUGUAUGAAAAUGAGGUUGUAUCUCUUAUUGGAAGACUUCAGGAGUUCUCCAAGCUAGAAUCUGUGAAUGCAGAGACGAAAGUGGAAGUAGAUAGCUUUGUCAUGUCCUCAAAUGAGAUUCCGAAAGCCCCUUGGGAUGAAGGAGUCUGUAAAGUGUGUGGCAUUGAUAAAGAUGAUGACAGUGUCCUUCUCUGUGAUACAUGUGAUGCUGAAUAUCAUACAUAUUGUUUGAAUCCUCCUCUUGCCAGGAUUCCUGAAGGGAACUGGUACUGUCCCUCUUGUGUAAUGGGAACACAUACGGUUGAAAAUCCAUCUAACCAUACUAGGAGCCACAUUACUAACCUGCACAAAGGCAAGAAAUUCCGAGGAGAAGUUACUCGUGAUUUUCUGGAUAAACUUGCCAAUCUAGGAGCUGCAUUGGAAGAGAAGGAGUAUUGGGAGUUCAGUGUGGACGAGAGAUUAUUCUUGCUCAAAUAUCUAUGUGAUGAGUUGCUUAGCUCUGCCUUAAUUCGACAACAUCUUGAGCAGUGUGUGGAGGCAUCGGCAGAGUUGCAGCAGAAGUUACGUUCGUGUUUCAUGGAGUGGAAAACCGUCAAGUUUAGGGAAGAAGUUGUGGCUGCAAGAGCUGCAAAGCUUGAUACAACUAUGGUUAGUGCAGUUCGAGAAGGACAGGGUCAUUAUGAUGGAGCUAGGCUUGGUGCUUCUGAUCACUUCUCAUUGUUAACGACCUUAGCGAACAAGUGUCACAAUCAUACAAGUUUUCAAGAGCAAACGAGCAAUGCCAAUGAUGUUAUCGAUAACAAUGAUGCUGGUGGCAAUGCUCUAUCCAAUUCAGGUUCUCAAAACAGUGGCAAACCUGUAAAAUUCAAUGAGCCACCUUUGUCCAGUUCUUUGCCACAAAAAGUUGAUGGUUCUGAACAAAGUAAUAUAGAGACUGAAAUUUCUAUUCUACCAUCCACAAAGCAUCAUUGGACACUUUGUGAUGCUAACGGAGUGUCUGUAGCUCCUCAUCUUCCUCAUUUGAAUGAAUCACAAGCCUAUCACAAUGAGUUGGAUAAUAUUAAGAAGGACAUAUUGCAGCUGCAGGAUUCUAUAGCAAGUAUAGAGUUGGAGCUUCUGAAGGUAUCUGUCCGGAGGGAGUUUUUGGGUAGUGACUCUGCUGGUCGGUUGUAUUGGGCUAGUGUUAUGUCAAAUGGUCAGCCGCAAAUCAUCACUAGUGGGAGUUUGGUACAGAUUGGAAGUGAAUCUAGAGACCGGGUUGGUAAGGGUCGUGUGUUUAAGAAUUAUACUUCAACAAGCGAUGGUAAUUGUUCAAGUUUAGAUGGGUCAAACAUGUAUUCCUCACUACUUCAUCUGCCAAGGGAUUCUAUUGGAAAUUUUCCAUGGGUUUCUUAUCAAACAGAGGCAGACAUAUUGAAACUCAUUGAUUGGCUGAAGGAUAAUGACCCCAAAGAAAGGGAGUUAAAGGAGUCUAUUUUGCAAUGGUAUAAACCUAGAUUUCAGAUGUCUUCACGAUCUUAUAAUCAAAGUCCCGAGGAGCAGUUAAAGGACUCAUCAUCAAGCUCGGAUGUUGAAAAACCUGAAUGUUCUGGUUUUAUUUUUACCAGGGCAUCUGCUGCAUUAGAAAGUAAGUAUGGUCCUUUCCUUGAAUUUGAAAUGCCUGAUGACUUUAAUAGAUGGCUAGACAAGACCAGGUUAGCUGAAGAUGAGAAAAUGUUUAGGUGUGUAUGCUUGGAACCUGUCUGGCCAUCUAGGUUCCAUUGUCUCUCUUGCCAUAAGAGUUUUUUAACUGUUGCUGAACUUGAGGAGCAUGAUAAUGGAAAGUGUAGUUUACACCCUGCCCAAUGUGAUUGUGUCAAGGAAGUUGGAGGCCCUUCAAAAAGUAAAUGCAAUAUCAAAUUUGAGAGCAAGCAAGAGGAGAGAUCAAGCAUGACCACAUCAGAAACUUCUAAAGGAGGAUAUUUUAACCAUAGUAUGGGGUUAAGUAAAUUUCAGAAUGACGGCAUGGUGUGCCCAUUUGACUUCAAUCUGAUCUCUUCUAAGUUUUUGACGAAGGAUUCAAACAAGGAUGUCAUUAAGGAGAUUGGACUUAUUAGUUCUAAUGGGGUCCCAUCAUUUGUAUCAUCUAUAUCACCAUACAUUAGGGAAUCAACAUUGAGCGUAAUUGAUCUCAAUCAAGAUUCUGGUACUCGGGAGGAUGGAACCUUGUCUUCUGAAAGGCAGGCUUCACUAGGAAAUAUUGUUCUGGAAAAUGCUUGCCAUCAAAAUUCGUCUAUAGAUAAUUCAAUCCAAAGACCUGCUGGAAAUGAAAUUAGUGCACUGAAAGCAAAAAGGCCGGCAUCAGGAUUCCCAGAACCAAAAAGUAAAAAAAUCAGUAUGAAUAGCCGUUUGUCAGAGUUUGGGAUUGGUAGAGGCUUUGUCAUCCCACAAUCUUCACAGAGGCCAUUAGUUGGCAGAAUCUUGCAUGUUGUUAGAGGACUGAAAAAGAAUUUGCUUGACAUGGAUGCUGCACUUCCUGAUGAAGCUCUAAGACCAUCAAAACUACGUAUUGAACGGAGAUGGGCCUGGCGUGCAUUUGUAAAAUCUGCAGGAACAAUUUUUGAGAUGGUCCAGGCAACAAUUGCAUUAGAGGACAUGAUAAGAACGGAAUACUUGAAGAAUGAAUGGUGGUACUGGUCAUCUCUCUCUGCUGCUGCCAAAAUUUCUACCGUAUCUUCUCUUGCACUCCGCAUAUUCUCUCUUGAUGCUGCUAUUAUAUACGAGAAGAUAUCGCCCAACCAAGAUCCAAAUGACUAUUUGGACCCGAGCAGUAUACCAGAUCAGAAGCUAGCUGGUGUGGAUUUAACAGAAAAGCCCAGGAUAAGCAGCAGGAAAUCUGGCAAGAAAAGAAAGGAACCAGAGGUUUAACCUGAGAGUCUCAUCAUAUAACUCCCGACAAACUAUAGCCACAGGGUUUAUUCCAGUGGUUAUGGUUGUUGUUGAGUUCUUGUGUUUGAAGACAAAGACCUUCAAUUCAUUUUAUGGUUUAUACCUUUUGCCAUUGCUCCUUGACAAAUUUGGAGUUAUUUGCGAUUUAACUGCUGCAGCCAUUGCGCCCCUGCUGCCGACAGAUCCGUCUGUACAUAGAGGUAACCUUGCUAACUGGGAUAAGCGGUUCAGAAUCUAUGUCUGAGCGCUUUGUUCAUAAAGACUGCUUGAGGCUCCAACUCUAAAUCGAUAAUAUGGUCCCUUAGCCCAAUUUUGGACAGAACUUCUGGAGCUUUCUUUGUUUGUUUUUUGUUUUUCAUUUUAUGCUUGGAGCAGGUAGGGUCCCAAUGAUAUCUAUUAUCAAGCGAGACUCGUUUAGAAGGAUGUCGUCAUUAAACAGCAAGUUCCAUACACACAGAAGCAUUAUGUAUAAAUAGAAAAGGGAGAAGGGAAGUCUAGAAAAAGAAUUGAAACUCUGUUGUAAACACAGUUAAUUCUUUACAUUUCUUUCCCCCCUUCUCCCCACCCACAGUUUUUUUUUUUUUUUUCUUCUGUCAUUUAUGUUCUUCCCAACUGGGUAUUUGUAGAUGCCUGCCCAUCAUUCACUGGAGGGCAGGAAAACUCGUUUUGGUUUCUAUUUCGUCUCGUGAAUAACCUGCCUGUUAUCUUUUGCUCCAAAUGAAUUUUACCCUGCAUGUUUCUC
Molecule: messenger RNA, 7590 nt
Organism: Cucurbita maxima (winter squash)
Lineage: Eukaryota; Viridiplantae; Streptophyta; Magnoliopsida; Cucurbitales; Cucurbitaceae
Product: methyl-CpG-binding domain-containing protein 9-like
Exons: 11
Coding region: 213-6827 (2204 amino acids)
Cellular component (GO): nucleus
Molecular function (GO): protein binding
Source: RefSeq, a predicted model, not a curated record